AGGGAGGUGCUUGCGUGACAAGCUGAAUAUGGAGGUGCACAUGGGCUACGAUUAUGGGAUCGUCCAGUUAUCCGGAUCGCAGAUCGUGAAGAGAACAACUUAGUUAUCUAGCCCUGUUCGAGGGGAUGUUAUCCAAACGAAGACAGCCUCGAGGCUCUGUUCGACUUGCUUGGUCAAGGGGAAGUGACGAAAUGCUGCGGCCAUGGUGUGUGCGGGGUACAUCCGCUGAAUGCUUGAGCCCAGUACAGUGCUCGAACAAGCUGGACACAGUGCUUUUCCUUUGCCCCAGCCUGUUUAGCGCCUUACUGGUGGUAAGUGCACAGUGCGACACUGGUUUCAUGUCGUGGUAGCCCCUGAAAAUGGUCGCUGUCCGGGGAAAGCUGUUCCCCACAAUCUCCAACGAGCCAAUCCAAAUUGGAGUUGCAAGCUGUCAAAAAGGCCAUUGCUCGCCUGAGGGUCCCCUUGAGUCUCGCGAUACUCGUCCUCCGGCCAGCUCCCGUCCUGUCUCACCGCUGUACCGAGCUCAGGUUGUUGCUGCUUCUCUCCCCUACCUUCCCUUUCCCUUCAACACUGCCACGGCGGCUCCCGGGCAACUGCAUAGCUCGCCUUUUCUACAUCCGCGUCCACAAUCUCCGAAACAACGCUCCUUCGUCGCCAUGGCUUUCUUCGCCAACGUCAAAUCGGUCCUCAGCGGAGACACACUGGUCCUGACCAGCCCAAACAACCCUGCGGCGGAGCGGACACUCUCGCUUGCCUAUGUUGCCGCGCCCCGUCUAAGCAAGGACGGCGACGAGCCGUUUGCUUUCCAGUCCCGCGAGUUUUUGAGGACCCUGACAGUCGGAAAGCCAGUCAAGUGCAGCGUCUCCUACACUAUCCCCACCUCGGGUCGCGAAUACGGAAAGGCGGUCUUGCAGGACGGGACCGAGCUCCCGGAGGCGGCGGUCAGGGCUGGCUGGCUCAAGGUCAGAGAAGAUGCCGGCAGAAAGGAGGAGUCGGAGGAGGUGCUCGAGAAAAUCGACAACUUGCGGCGCUUGGAGGCCCAAGCCAAGGAAGAGGGCAAGGGUCUGCACGCCGGAACCGGCGGCGUCAUCGAGGUGCAAAACGAUCUCGGCGGGCCCGAGUUCAUGAACGAAUGGAAAGGCAAGACGGUGGAGGGAAUCAUUGAGCGCGUUUUCAGCGGCGACCGCCUCCUCGUGCGGCUGCUCCUUCAGGAGAAGAAGCAUUGGCAGGUCAUGACACUGCUGGCUGGUGUCCGCGCGCCCUCAACCGAGCGUGUCAACCAGUCGAACGGCCAGACGCAACCGGCAGAGGAAUACGGGAAUGAGGCCCGCGCCUUUGUCGAGCAGCGGCUUCUCCAGCGCGCCGUCCAGAUCAAGAUUGUCGGUGCCAGCGCCCAGGGCCAGCUCGUCGCCUCCGUCAUCCACCCUCGUGGCAACAUUGCCGAGUUCCUGCUCAAGGAAGGGCUCGCUCGCUGCAACGACUUCCACUCGACGAUGCUCGGGAGCGAUAUGGCCGCUCUCCGUGCCGCCGAGAAAGAAGCCCAAGCGGCCCGCCGUCGCCUGCACAAGGCUUACGUUGCUAAGGCCACCGACAGCAAGGAGGUCGAAGCGGUCGUCACCAAGAUCAUCGGCGCCGACACGAUCAUUGUCCGGAACAAGGCAGGGGCGGAGAAGAGGAUCAGCUUCAGCAGCGUCCGAGGCCCCCGUUCAGGAGAGGCGUCCGAGGCGCCCUUCAGGGACGAAGCGAAGGAGUUCCUCCGAAAGAAGCUGAUCGGCAAGCACGUCCGCGUCGCAGUCGACGGCACCAAGCCGGCCAGCGAGGAAUUCGAGGCCCGCGAGGUCGCUACGGUCACCCACGGCGGCAAGAACAUCGGCCUGCUGCUCGUCCAGGAGGGUUACUGCUCGGUCAUCCGGCACCGGAAGGACGACACGGACAGGGCGCCCAACUACGACGAGCUGCUGGCGGCUCAGGAGACGGCCAAGGAGGAGAAGAAGGGCAUGUGGUCCGGCAAGCCGCCCAAGGCGAAGCAGUUCGUGGACAUGUCGGAGAGCGUCCAGAAGGCCAAGAUCCAGCUGUCUACCCUUUCGAGGCAGCGGAAGGUCCCUGGUAUCGUGGACUUCUGCAAGUCUGGCUCCCGCUUCACUAUCCUGAUCCCUCGCGAGGGCGUCAAGCUCACGCUCGUGCUUGCCGGUAUCCGCGCUCCUCGGCCUGGUCGCACACCGCAGGAAAAAGGCGAGCCCUUUGGCCAAGAGGCUCUGGACUUGGCCAACCGCCGCUGCAACCAGAGGGACUGCGAGAUUGACGUGCACGACAUCGACAAGGUUGGCGGCUUCAUCGGCGACCUGUACGUGAACCGCGAGAGCUUCGCCAAGGUCCUGGUUGAGGAGGGGUUGGCCUCUGUGCACGAGUACUCGGCCGAGAAGUCGGGCAAUGCGACAGAGCUUUUGGCCGCGCAGAGGCGCGCAAAGGAGGGCAGGAAGGGCAUGUGGCACGACUGGGACCCGUCUCAGGAGGCGCAAGAGGACGGCGAGGCGGGUGCUGCUGAGUCCACGGCGGACGCUUCGGUCACGAUCGAGAAGAGGCCAGAGGACUACCGGGAUAUCAUGGUGACCAGCGUCGACUCGAAUGGGCGGGUCAAGGUCCAGGAGAUCGGCAAGGGCACGGCUGCGCUGGAGGCGCUGAUGGAGCAGUUCCGGCAGUUCCACCUGAACCCGACGAACAGCGCUCCGCUGAAGGAGGCGCCCAAGGCGGGAGACUACGUGGCCGCGCAGUUCUCGGAGGACGGCGAGUGGUACAGGGCGCGCAUCCGGUCCAACGACCGGGCCGCCAAGGUGGCCGAGGUGGUGUACAUCGACUACGGCAACUCGGAGAAGCAGCCGUGGUCGAAGCUACGGCCGCUCACCCAGCCGCAGUUCACGGUGCAGAAGCUCAAGGCGCAGGCGGUCGACACGCAGCUGUCGUUCGUGCAGCUGCCCACGUCGCAGGACUACCUCGACGACGCGAUCCACUACCUGCACGAGCUGACCGACGGCCGGCGGCUGGUCGGCUCCUUCGACUACGUCGACGCCAAGGAGGGCAUCAACUACGUCACCAUCUUCGACCCGGAGGCCGAGGGCGCCGACAAGGUGACCGAGUCCAUCAACCGCAAGAUGGUGCUCGAGGGCCACGCCAUGGUCGCGCGGAAGCUGAAGGCCUGGGAGCGCAGCAAGGUGUUCGAGCCCGUGCUCAAGAGCCUGCGCGAGGCCGAGGCCGAGGCCAAGGCCAAUCGUCGCGGUAUGUGGGAGUACGGCGAUAUCACGGAGGACUAAAUAAGUGAUUGAUUGAUUGAGAGGUCGGGGGAAGAGGAAGGCCCUUGCGUGCUGACUCUACACCUGUGGUUGUUGUUUGUAUUUCGCAUCA
This is a messenger RNA of Thermothielavioides terrestris NRRL 8126, 3399 nucleotides long. RefSeq lists its product as uncharacterized. Gene Ontology annotation, biological process: mRNA catabolic process; regulatory ncRNA-mediated gene silencing. The record is from RefSeq and is a predicted model, not a curated record. The coding region runs from base 657 to 3308 and encodes 883 amino acids. The transcript has 3 exons. Gene Ontology annotation, cellular component: cytosol; RISC complex; nucleus. Lineage: Eukaryota; Fungi; Ascomycota; Sordariomycetes; Sordariales; Chaetomiaceae. Gene Ontology annotation, molecular function: nuclease activity; RNA binding.